UGGCGGCUUAAUGAAGUGAAAAAUUCACAGACAUCUUGAAGUUUAAAAGCAAAGAUCGCAAAAGUGUUUGCUCUGUAACGGGGAAUGGCUUCAAAACUUGAAAAGACGGUUAUCAGUUUAGCCAAAAAAGAGAACAAAGACGAGCUAGUGCGAACGUUGAAUGAAAUUAAGUUGGAAAAGCUUGGAAUUGUACUAACAUCUCGCGUGAAUGAAAAUAAUGGCGAUGUUGCUGAGUUCUUACGUGCAGUCUUUCAAGGAUCGCCGUCUGAGAGCGAGAAAGGUUCGGAAAGGCAAAAAUUUUUGUUUAAUCAUUGUAUGGAUAUAUUGAAGGAGGCUGAUGUGUCAUCCAAGCUUGCAACAGACUUUGUUGGAGUGCUACUUUUUGAGAUUGAUAAAAUUUCAAGUCAAUUAUUGUGUGAAUUGGGUGAUAAAAUUGUUGAGAGUGUUCGAAAAGGCUCGCUAAAGAAUGGAAGAGUGCUGCAGCUCUUUCCAAAAAUUUUAUCAUCCAUGGCUUCAAGAGAAUCCAUUCCACUUCCCACAGAUCAUGGUGGUGGGGAACUAAAGGGUAUUGAGUACAAAAGUCAAAUGAUUAACACUUUGUGUUCAACAAAGUGGCAUUCAAGCUGUGUGAUUCAUUUGGUUAACAUGUUCCGAGAAGUGACCUUAACAAACGAAGAAUUGAAAUUUGUCAUAGAAAAGAUUUUAAGGAUGUUUAAAAGUCUUGAACUGGAGGAAGUACCUCCAGUUGUUUAUCAAUUGUUGAUAUUAUGCACCAAAGGACAUAGGAUUUCAGUUCUGGAAGGAGUCAUCGACUACUUCACUUGUCUUGAUGUUGAAUGUGCUCAGAAUGAAGGGACGGCAAGAGAUGAAGAACUACAAGGUAUUUCUAGUGAUCAACUUCGGCAUACUGAGGGCAACGUUAUUUUACACAUCACCUUUGCAAUGAAACAAGAUCAGGAGCUCGGAAAAGAAUUUGUUAAGCACUUAAAGGCAAGCCAGCAACAUCCACAAAAGAUUCUCGUCGCUUUUAAUUUGGCUAUUGCAUUAUCUGUUGCCCAAAUUCAUCGCUUUGAAGAACCAAUUUUUGAUGUACUUAAAGCCGCUGUCCUGAAGUGUUUUAAAAGCAUUAGGCUAAGAAAUGCUUCAAAAUGGAUGCAAGAUAACGUCGAAAAUAUUCCAGAUAUAUCCAAAGAAAUCCUGCAAACGGUUCAGAAUAGCAUGUUUGGUUGGGAUCACGUUGCCCAGGGUAUCGUUCAACUCGGAUUCCUGUUGAUGGAUGCGUUUGGUUCAAAGAACCAUGAUGCAAGUAAUAUGGCGCAAUGCACUCCACAACAAGAAUCCUGUCAAUUGGGAAAUCAAAUCUUGUUAAAAACGUUCAAGGUCCAUGAUAAGAUUCGUACUGAAAUCCUCGAACAGAUUUUCAACAGGCUGCUCACAAAAGCGACCAGUACUUCCAAUCACUAUAUAGAUCUUCUUCAGAAAGCGGUUGUCUCUAAUCCUCAAGCUCUUCUGGAUUCCAUAUCUAAGGUGAAGGAGGCGUUCGAAUAUUUGUCGUGUUUGCCUUUCAUCACAGCUCGAGGCCUUUUGCAAGCUGUCCUGCCUCUCAUGAAGAUCAGCAUUACGCUAAGAGAUUCGUUGAUGCUCGUCUUGAGGAAAGCCAUGUUCUCGAGGAACUUGGAAGCACGAAAAAUUGCAGUUAGUGGUUUCCUUCUGGUGUUAAAACAUUUCAAGGUCCGUGCAAGCAACAUAACGUCAAGCCAAUCUUUAAGUCAGAGCAGUCAGUCUUCGGCCCAUUCAUCAAGUCAGAUUCAGGUGGAUGUUCACAACACCAGCAGUGGAGGCAACACGGGAAAUGAAGCUUUGUGUUUGGAAAUUUUAGGGGGGUUGCGUCGUUGCUUCAAUCAGCAGGCUGACGUCCGCAUUCUUCUUUACGAGGGUCUUUGCGAUGUUUUGAAUUUAAACUCUGAGUUGCAACAGUCAGCGAUGGAAAUCGUUCACAAACAAUUUUUAAAAUAUUAUGAACACGACGAGGAAAUUCUUCCGCCUCUAAAACUGGAUCCUUGUCUGACGGCAGCUGGCGAUCAGGUCUUCUUGGCUGAGCCAUUGGGACAUCUCCUGAGUUUACUUCAACAAAGCCUGGUCAGAAAUUUGAACAGUUCUGAACAAGAUGACCCAAUGGACACAGAUGAGACAGAGGAUUUAAAUCGUUUCACAGAAAAAUUAAAAGAGGAAUUUACCUCAUUGACACAACGCAUGAAUAAAAGCGAGCUGGAUGACUUUGAACUUGACAAGUCAGCAGAUUAUUCCUUGGGUAAUGGUGUGGGAGUGAAGAACAAUAUAUUCGCCUGUCUGGUCCUUGGAGUUUUUGAGGUUCUAAUGGAGCACGCGUUCACUGUUGGAGAUUUCAGCGAGGAAAGCUGUGAAAUGAUCUUGAGUUUGUUCAACAAAUACUGGAAACUCUCAAAUCUUCUUAAAGGGACGAACGCAAGCCAAGGGAAAAAGGCAAAGCAAUCUUCAUCAAAACAGAUUGCAAGAAGCCUGUUCUCUUUGAGUGCUAUAGCAAACAUUCUCAAGGCCGUAUUGAGCGAUGCUCUUCCCGGCCAUCAAGCCAGUCUGGACACUUUACGAAAUUCAGGCGACUUUGUUCAGUACAUUCUCACUGUAACACUGCAAAAACUCACUCAGAUAAAUGACAAUGGUUAUUGUGAUGGAGCUAAUGGGAAGAAUGCGGAGCAUGUUUAUCGCCAGUGCACGAAGAUUGCCCGAGUUUUGCUUAAGACGAUCAAUGGGGAAAGUUCCAUUACUAAGAACUUGGACAAAAUCGUCAGCCAUAGUUUGCAUAGCAUGUUCCUAGUGAUCAAUAUUAUUGGCAACAGAUAUCGCGAGAAGAUACAGAAAUUCCUGGCCGCCUUAGAUCGGGAUAACCAGGAACUUGAAGCGGUUGAUGAUGAGAAUGAACUAAUUCAUCGACACAUUACGAAAUAUCAGGUUUUAAUCGUGACGACUUUGGCUUCUCCCAGCGAUACGAUGUCAAUGAAAGACCUACCUCACAUGAUUAAUAUUAUAUCUUUAUUGACGCGAUGUUUGAAACCAGCUUUAGACAAGAUUUCGCAAGUCCAGUCUUGGGUCAAGAGAAUUUGCAUGGAAAACAAUAUUGACGAUGUGAAUGUUUCCAAGAGCUUUGUGUCCUUUAUGCUAAGUUUGACAACGCAAAGUAGCAGCAAACUCACUUUGGAAAAAGAGUUGGCCGCUGAUAUCCAUAAAAAUGUUGGUGAUAUUGACGAGGACAUUGAAAUGACUGAUGAUUCUUAUUUCGCAAUUGUCAACGAACGGACAGCAGCACCCAGCUUGUUGAUGGUCUUGUUAAGCCAGACCGACAAAGUGUUGGAUGAAAUAGACUGGUUUUUGGCGAAGAUAAAAGCUGAUAAUACCAAGACUUCAUUGCAAAACGAAGAAGAAGAGGACGAUGCUAGUCCAUCGUCGCCAAGAAGCGGUCAAGAGAAAUCAGUUUGUGAUCGGAUAACAAGCAUAGUGCAUGCAUUUCAUGAACUUGUGCAAUCUGCAAUUCCAGUUGGGACGUGUACAGAACUUUUGCUAAAGACACUAACGAAGUUUUAUUCCACUCUGGGUGUCAUAGCUAAAUAUUAUCUGUCAUUGUAUGCUCAAAAAAGGGGUCAUGUAACUCCAUCGUUUGAGAAAAUGGUGAAAUGCUCUGGAACUCAGCUUUCCCAGCAAGUGUACGCGUUCCUAACAUACGUUCAAACUGCCGAGCAAGAAACGCGAGGAAAAGCAAAAGAUAAAGUUUCGACAAGAGCUGGAAACUUAACCAAGGUACGAGUAAUGAAGGAAAUGAAGUCUGUUCCGAAUCUGAUCUAUGCGGUUGAACAAUACGAACGGUAUCUUAUUCAGCUGACAAAGAAAUCAAAGGUAAAUUUUAUGGAACAUUUUAAGCGAAGCACUUCGAGAGAUUUUCGAAUCAACGGCGCAACUCUCGAUGCUGCUCUGAGAGAAGAUUCAAGUGAAGACGAAGAAGAACCGGAUACGGCAAAAGAGAACGAGGAACCUCCAAAGAAGAAGGGUAAAAAGUAGUGCGCUUGGUAACUUGUUGAUUUUCAAAAUUCUGUUUCAUUUUUACUUUAUAUAUAGUUGUAAAUAAGUUCGAGUUACCCCAGGGACGCUAUGACAAACGUUGUUGAAGAAACAUUUUAUUAUGAGACAUGUUUCUAAAGAAUAAUAACAGAUAUUCUACAGAUUUAUGGCGAUUCACGUGGU
Molecule: messenger RNA, 4272 nt
Organism: Dendronephthya gigantea
Lineage: Eukaryota; Metazoa; Cnidaria; Anthozoa; Malacalcyonacea; Nephtheidae
Product: Fanconi anemia group I protein-like
Exons: 49
Coding region: 85-4089 (1334 amino acids)
Biological process (GO): DNA repair
Molecular function (GO): DNA polymerase binding
Source: RefSeq, a predicted model, not a curated record